AUGCGUGCAGCGUGUCUGUCUGUUGCAUGCAUGUCGUGUAUGAAAGUCCCAGCAGUUAUCACACUGUUUGGGAGGGUUGUUGCUCUCGAUGAGCCUGGCUGGUCGGCUGGUACCGAACAGACUCGAAGGUCGUUUCGUUGGUUCAAUGAAGGAAAUGAUGAGGGUCUUGUACGGAAGCCAUUCAUUGUCGCGGCGUGGGGUUCGGAUGCUGACCGGUGUAAGGUCAGUAUGGUGGUUUAUUUCGUCACGGACGAGGAAGCUGUUCAUUGUCGCGGCGUGGGGUUCGGAUGCUGA
Molecule: messenger RNA, 294 nt
Organism: Metarhizium robertsii ARSEF 23
Lineage: Eukaryota; Fungi; Ascomycota; Sordariomycetes; Hypocreales; Clavicipitaceae
Product: zinc finger domain-containing protein
Exons: 1
Coding region: 1-294 (97 amino acids)
Source: RefSeq, a predicted model, not a curated record